This is a messenger RNA of Bradysia coprophila, 829 nucleotides long. RefSeq names its product glutathione S-transferase 1-like. Gene Ontology annotation, molecular function: glutathione transferase activity. Gene Ontology annotation, biological process: glutathione metabolic process. The record is from RefSeq and is a predicted model, not a curated record. Lineage: Eukaryota; Metazoa; Arthropoda; Insecta; Diptera; Sciaridae.
UAAGUUCAGUGAUAGAUAACAUCGAAUUCAAUUUUAACUUGAUUUCACUCAAGUCAGUUUGGGUUAUAAUUACAGUUAGUAAGCUUAAAUACUUCAACUAUAUUGGGAGAGGAAAAUGGCCAACAACAUUAUUCUGUACAUGACUGAUAUAAGUCCUCCAUGCAGAGCAGUCUUGUCCGUGGCAUAUACGCUUGGAAUAGACAUUGAAAAACGAUACGUUAGCUUCUUGAAGAGAGAACAAUUUUCUGAUUGGUACUUGAAAUUGAAUCCCGAGCACACGGUUCCGACCUUACAAGAUAAUAACAAACCUAUUACGGACAGCCAUGCAAUAUGUGCUUACCUCGUAGAUAAAUAUGGCAAAGAUGACACUCUAUACCCAAAAGAUUUAUAUGUACGAGCCCGUUGCAAUCAACGUAUGUUCUUCGAUGCAGCUACUCUAUUCAAACCCAUAAGAGAUGUAGCAUUUUCGAUUUUCAAGAAUGGAUCCACCGAAAUCGAUCCCGACAUUGUUCGUAACAUUUACGCGUCGUAUGACAUGUUUGAAGCAAUAUUGGACGAAGAAUAUCUUGCGGGUAAAACUAUGACAAUAGUCGAUAUCUGUGCAUUUGGGUCGAUUACUACAUUGGAUCAUCUUUAUGCGCCUAUGCCACCGGAAAAAUAUCCAAAAACGGUCGCAUGGGUGGAGCGUCUCAAGAAAGAACCGUUCUACGCUGCCAUCGAAGAGAAUGGAAAACAUGUUGCGGAAUAUAAACGCUGUAUCAUGUAUGUGAAAGACCUGAACAGGCAUCGUAAAUAAUUUAGAUAUAAUGCAAACUGACCCGAAAGGUUA